This is a messenger RNA of Aspergillus niger, 1062 nucleotides long. RefSeq lists its product as hypothetical. Lineage: Eukaryota; Fungi; Ascomycota; Eurotiomycetes; Eurotiales; Aspergillaceae. The coding region runs from base 1 to 1062 and encodes 353 amino acids. The transcript has 2 exons. The record is from RefSeq and is a predicted model, not a curated record.
AUGGAAUCGGUUCAGCUGUCUCAUUCGGGAUCGACAACACAUUCCAGCUCGAUCCCCGGCAUGUUCUCGCCCGAUCGCUCUUCGCAUGUCAAUACCAGUGGGUCAAUCGCAGAUGACCAGCCUCGACGAGCUCCCAAUCGGGAGGAGCGAUUCACAUCAUGGGUAGCCGACCAUCGUCUCGACCUGGAACAGCGAAUCCUUGGUGACCGCGCUGAGCGUCGCGAAUCGCGUCUACCUGGUCGACCAGCGCCAUCGCAUAGUUCUCUUAGAGACGCUGCUGCAUCUCAAUAUGCGCCAAGAGGGCCGUAUGUCCCAAUUGAGUUGCAGUCCGCAGCAGCAGGAAGCUCCGGCGAAGCGCGGUCGCAUGCGCGCUCAGAACGAGAAUCGCAUUCAGCACACUCCCCGCCUGACCCUGAAGACCUCCGAUGCAGGCAAUCGCAAUCGUUCGUAUCACGGCUGAAGGAGAAGAGGCUACGGAGGCGACUGAUUACGCUGGUUAUAUCUGCAUGUUUUCUCAUCCUCGUUAUCGCCAUUUACCUCGCAUUCGCUGCUUCCCGUACGACAUUGGGCCGAGAGCUCCAAAUACUUCUCAUCUUCAUGAUCUUAAUUCUUGGCAUUGUUUUCUGUCAUUCUCUCACGCGCUUCUUGAUGGCACUAUUACGACGGCCUGACUCUGAUGUCGCUACGAAUCGCAUACCCAGUAGGGCAGGGCCAGCCGGCUAUGCGCAACCAGCGCGUCCCAUCCACGUUAUUCUAGCUGGAGAUGAGGACGUUGGAGCCGCGAGUCCGAAUGCCGUGCGCGAAAAGGUCACGGCGCCUCCUCCGGCAUACGGUCUUUGGCGAGAAAGUGUGAGGAUUAACCCCGACUUGUUGUACUGGCAGCGCAUCGAAAAUAACAAUGCGCACGUACCCAAGGGUGUUGGCAGGCAUGGGAGCAAUAAAUCGCGGAUCCCACGGCCGCCUAGCUACACCUCUGACAACGGCGUCGACUAUGUGAUAGAAGCGCAACCCCGAUCAUUCACCCAAUGGCGGAUUCCUGAAGAAUCAGGGCAUCAGCCAUGA